Caenorhabditis remanei is the source of this 651-nucleotide messenger RNA. RefSeq lists its product as uncharacterized. The transcript is spliced from 4 exons. Lineage: Eukaryota; Metazoa; Nematoda; Chromadorea; Rhabditida; Rhabditidae. Bases 1 to 651 code for a protein of 216 amino acids. The record is from RefSeq and is a predicted model, not a curated record.
AUGAAUAUUCUGACUCUCCUCGUCUUCUGCCUUCUGGCCAUCACGCCUCCAGUCAUCGCUCGUGGACUUCGUUGCCAUUCGAGCACUCAAUGCGACUACGAAUCCGUCUGCUACGAGGGAUACUGCUACACUAUCGAUGAGAUGUUCGACAACAUUGAGGCGAUUCUUCCCGGCACCAAAACCUCUCGUUCCAAAUCGAUUCCAGUCGGAAAAGCGGGGAAGGUGUUUGAGAUCGGGGGCAGAGGUCUAUCCAGAAUAUUCUCAUUCAGGAGCAUUGGAUUGGCCAUUCGUUGUGCGAACUGUUGCAUGUUUCGCUCUCGUUCUCUCAUCAAUCUGUCGACGACUCGCAGAUUUUCCGGGGCGAGACCGACACCAUUCGGACGGCUGUAUGGACCGAGACGACUCGCACACUUCAUGAAUGGAUCAAUCGAAAUCAUUGGUUUGUGUGGUGCAUAUACUGGACGAUUCGGACUUCUUGCUCUAUCAUUCACUAUCAUGAAAUCUUCAGUCGCACGAGAUGGUCAAUCUGAGCACGAGCUGCACGUACAGCAUCAGCUGGCUGUGUUUCGAGAACCGGUUCUCCGUCGACGAAUACCAUGUCUGGUGAAGCUCUUCGCACGUUAUCAUAAUGGCGUGACGGCGAAGAAGUGA